Octopus bimaculoides (California two-spot octopus) is the source of this 363-nucleotide messenger RNA. Its product is annotated as protein ZBED8-like. Lineage: Eukaryota; Metazoa; Mollusca; Cephalopoda; Octopoda; Octopodidae. The record is from RefSeq and is a predicted model, not a curated record.
AUGGCAGACGACAUCGAAGACCAACUCUGCAUAAUUCUAAAGAAAACAGAAUUCAGCUUGCAGUUGGACGAGUCUGCUUUGCCAGGUAAUGAUUCCCUCCUCCUCGCAUAUGUUCGUUUUGUGAAAGAGGAAAGUUUAUGCCAAGAACUGCUCUUUGCCAGACUAUUGGAAACUAAUAGCAAGGGUGAAUCCAUUUUCAAUGUGGUCAAGAGCUUUAUUGGCAAAAAGGACAUCCCACUGAAUAAUAUUGUAGCCUGUGCAACUGAUGGUGCACCAUCGAUGAUUGGCUGUCAUCGCGGCUUCAUCAGUUAUCUCAAAGUCAGUCUGCCUGAUGUCUUCACGAUGCACAGCGUGAUCCACUGA